CAGCAUCAUUCGCGUCGCCAAUCAAGAGAUGGCACGCUGAGCCUCAACAUGGCGACGGCGAACGGUACGAGUUUGCAAGGGUCAUACUUUGAGCAGCAACGUGCGCUUCUGGUUGCCAACGUGGCCACGAGCCUAGAGAACGUUCUACAGAACCUGAACAAGCUUAAUCGCAGCUUGGAAGGCGUUAUCGCGGUCGGCAACGAAUUCAGCCAGGUUGAGGGGCUGUGGUCGCAGUUCGAGAAUGUUAUGGCGAAGGAACCGCCGAAAGACAAGGCAGAAGAGACGAAGACAGGCGCUGCCGAAUAGUGCCGUUCCUGGCUUGCUCGACAAUGGAAAGCCCUCAUCUCGCUCAGUGCAUGAGGUACGCAUUAGCCCCAGCGUUUGUGCGACCUCUUUUCAUUAGACGCCAUGCACGUCUUAUGGCAACGUACCACGAAGCAUACUCGGACAAUAUCAAGAGCAUGCAUACUGUAUUGCAGCGGGCCCUAUCCGACGCAGUUCAGGGGCGUCGCGUUGCAACUUGCCCGAUAGGUCUGGCCGUUAGCGGCGGGGUG
Baudoinia panamericana UAMH 10762 is the source of this 554-nucleotide messenger RNA. RefSeq lists its product as uncharacterized. Lineage: Eukaryota; Fungi; Ascomycota; Dothideomycetes; Mycosphaerellales; Teratosphaeriaceae. The record is from RefSeq and is a predicted model, not a curated record. The transcript is spliced from 4 exons. The coding region runs from base 49 to 306 and encodes 85 amino acids. Gene Ontology annotation, cellular component: DASH complex; mitotic spindle; mitotic spindle pole body.